CGCCACUAUGGAGUCAGUGCUGCAUCCGCCAUUACCGUUCAAAUUCGAGAACAAUUUAGUGAACGUUACAUCGGGAAAUUUAUGCAAAGAAUGGGAGAAAUGGAAAAAGGCCUUUCUAAUUUAUUACGAAGCUUGUGAAAUAGCGAAAAAACCACAGAAGGUCCAGAUUAACAUUUUGCUGCAUGUAAUAGGUGAUAAGUGCCGCGAGGUAUAUGACCAGUUUACCGAAGAAUCAAAAACAGUAGAUGAGUUGUUAAAGAAGUUUGACGGAUUUUUCGAACCCAAAAAGAACCUCGCCGUAGAAAGGCAUAAAUUCUUCACACGGAACCAGCAGGAGUUUGAAUCGAUUGAACAGUAUGUCUUUGAAUUAAAUGUGAUGGCAGCAAAGUGUGACUUUAAAGAUCUGUGCAGUGACCUUGUGAGGGAUCGGUUAAUAUGUGGUAUUCAGGAAACAACCUUGCGGGAACGACUUCUACGAGAAAGUGACUUGACGCUGCAAAAAGCUAUAGAAAUAUGUAGGCUAGCCGAAAUAUCCCGUGCUCAAGCUGGUCAUAUUAAGCAGGAGAAUGUGGAACAUCAUGUGCAUGAAAUUAAAAAUAAGCAAACAAUCGCGACAGAAUGUCAAGGUCAACCGAGUUGUUGUUAUAGACAAGAACGUGAGGAGACAGAGGAUAAGGCGGUAAAUGCGGUCAGCGCUAACGGGCGCGGGCGCCGCCGUGGAUCGUGGCGAGGCGGGCGCCCCGGACAGGCACAUCACGCAGCUCCCGGGCACGACAACCAGCCAGCGGCGCGCGGCAGGUGGCAGCGGUCGUCACAACCCAAGAGGACUGGCGGCCAUAGCUGUUCAAGAUGUGGGUCUACACAUAGAAGAUUUCAGUGUCCGGCAUAUGGUCAGCUGUGUGACAGGUGCCAUGGACGCAAUCACUACUCGAGAAUGUGUCGCGUGUACGAAAUAAGAGGGGAAUCCACCGAUGAGGAUGGUGAGACCUCCUGAUCGGUGGACCUACCCUGUACCUGAACCUCGUCGCAAUUAGAUUAAGUA
This is a messenger RNA of Cydia fagiglandana, 1042 nucleotides long. RefSeq lists its product as uncharacterized. The record is from RefSeq and is a predicted model, not a curated record. The transcript is spliced from 2 exons. The coding region runs from base 8 to 994 and encodes 328 amino acids. NCBI's taxonomy places the organism in Eukaryota, Metazoa, Arthropoda, Insecta, Lepidoptera, Tortricidae.